Trichophyton rubrum CBS 118892 is the source of this 2817-nucleotide messenger RNA. RefSeq lists its product as uncharacterized. Lineage: Eukaryota; Fungi; Ascomycota; Eurotiomycetes; Onygenales; Arthrodermataceae. The record is from RefSeq and is a predicted model, not a curated record. The coding region runs from base 1822 to 2157 and encodes 111 amino acids. The transcript has a single exon.
CGACUUCUGUUCAUGAAAGCUUUGCUGCUUCAAACAAAAAAAAAAAAAUUAUAUCUUUGGCGCUUCUUUCCCCGAAAGCAAUUUUUCUCGAGGUAAUCGUGUCACGUGAUAUAACGACUCGGUUAAACUUUCUGUCCAGAGCAUAAACUCCGAGGCACAUCAAAAACUACAAGAAACAUUCAACCAUCGAGAUGGAAUGAUUAUUUGGAUGUCGGCGUUGAUAUUGAUGAUACUGGGGUUUGACGGGACACAUCGCUCGAUGAAUCACACCCGAUCUAGAGGGUUAGAGGUUUGCCGGGGUUAUUGGACAGCCGUAUAUGCGGGUUUGCCAUAGUAUUGGCUACCGGACGUCUACGAAACAUCCCCUAUGCCGUCACUUCGCUUCGUCUCCAGAAACAAUGAAAUGAAACCAAUGAAAUGAAACCAAUCUUUCGAAAUUGAGUAACAAGAAUGCUAUCAUUUCUAUGUAAAACGGAGUUGUUUGUAUCUUGUAUUGCUCAGUCGGUAUAGAACUAUACAGACUCCGCCAUACGCGCCGGGUCAGUUUCAUAUAUCGGCCCGCCAUCAGCCGGCAAGAGCACAAAUUGAUCACGUAUUGAAACUCCUAGUCAUAGUUUGUUGUGUCCGGCAAACUUCCUGCUGAAUCAAAAUAAUAGGCAGAGUGGUGGUCCAGGUUUCUGUCAGGGUCGCACCAGGUGUCCGGCUCUGUGUCAUGUUAACAGGAAUAUACGAGAAAGGUUUGAAGCCGGCCUGCGCAUACUACCUGUGUGGAGGGACACAGACAACCACAAAUGUAGUCUAGGACCGGGAUAGCAGUUCUAAGGGCACAAGGAAAGGGGGUUCUCAAGACGCCUCUUCGGCUACCAGUGGGAGGUGGCGUGAAGUUCGCACGUUGCUUGCAUAUUGUACCUUAGCAAACAUCUGACAAGAGGCAAGGAACGUCGUGGACAGAAGCCAUGGCAGGGAGAAAGAAGGAUGAUCAGGUGGCAGAUGUCACAGCAACCGGUACUAUUUGUUUCUUCCCCCUGGGAUGUCAACGGCGUACAAUAAAACAUGUGCCCGGCGCCUAUGGUAACCAGCCGGUGGUUAAUUGCCCUGACCGUACGGAGUAUCCCAAGAGAUAGAUACAUCGUCACUCCCGUCUGCAGUUCCCUUCAGCAUGGAACGGAGUAACAUUUCACUGCAGAAGCGAAGGCAUUGCGAAAUUAGACGAAGAAAUCGGGUGAAGACAUAGAGCGAUGAACAACGAUCUAUAUCUCCGCCAUCCCUUAUUCCUUUUUUUUUUUUGUCGGUGAAGAGGAUGUUAUCUGUUUUUCUUCCCUUUACAGGAAGAUAUAUGGCAGUCGGUAUGCCCAGAUCAAACUUCUCACGGAGGGCAGCAGGACAUUAUCCUACAGGCGAAAAGGAAAUAUGAGCAUAGCCAUGGAAGCGAGGUCGUACCAUCGAGAUAUAGUCCUAGCAAAGUAUAUCUUCUCUCAUUGAUAGUGCAACUUGCCCAUUUUAUUUAAUUUAUGCGAUGUUUCACCGUCCUGACGACGAGAGGGAAACAUGGGAGAGACAAGAUACCGUAUGAAAAAAAAAAAAAGUAGUUGCGGAAGACAUAUGGGGAAUCAAGUGGUAAGUUAAAACAGUUUGUCUGAUUGCAGUAUUUACCUGCAACCAAGGCAAUCUGGUUAUAAUUACAUACCUGCGAGCAUGGUUCAAGGGCGACUUGCUUUUCAUACAAUAUGUAUGUUUGCCUUCACCCCCUUUUUCCCACUUUCUUCACCGCAUUGUACCAGUCAGUUUAUGAUAUGACGGGAAGGCGCCUAUAUUCCCAACAUGAAAAAGAUGCAAGGCAGCAAACUCGACAUCCCCCAUGGCGCAUAUGGGGAGCACACGAUAUGUAGAGUGACGAGCUCGUCACUCCGUAUAAGUAAGAUGAGAGCUCACUUCCUUCCGCUCGUCCCUUUGGGGACGGAGAAAAUACAUGUAUCGCCAUCCGACCUGUCUGGUUCAGCCCUAUAUCACGAGAAAUUAUAUGCUGAUCGUGUGGCGUACCGGGGACUUUUUGGUGCGAAUUAUUGGGGAAAGGCUAGGGCAAGGACCGAUGGUCGACUUUUUCAGCUCUUGGUCCUGCAUGUCCCACAGUCGACCUGGAUGGAGCGAAGGGAAUAGUUUGAGUAAGCGUGGGAGCUAGUUUUUGCGUCGCGGGUUGCGGGCUGACAUCAGCCCCUUAAUUAAGGGCAGCCAGCGAUGCCACGUCAGAGACAAGAGAGCACACACAGCGGAGGAUUCAAUGCAGGAGCUUCAGGGAUACGAAGAAGGGCUGUCGUUAAGUUAACUUUUCUGAGAGAGCACAGGCAAAUCACUACUCCUAUUACUUCGGAGCUUACUCAGUAUUCUUGAGGAAGCAUUUUUUAGCUUGCGAGGUAGCUAGUGAAAGGGGGCAGGAAACGGGCACCAGAAGCGUUGUUUGAUUGACGGCCCAUUGAUUGACGGGACGGUUGGUCGCAGGGCUGCUUCCGGGGCCUCGGAGCUCGCAUGCUUAUUCAGAGGCAAUAGUUGCAUUUGAUAGUUGGUUGUUGGAAGCCCUGGAUUUAGCUGUUGGAAGGACGAAGAUCGUGACAAAUAAAUCAUAUAAAUCACUUCUUGCUGAACUUAUCAUAAGACAGCUUGCAGCUAUGCUAUUGCAUCGGAGAACAAGGAAGACAGGGAAGAAAAAUAUCUCUUCCUUUUUCUUUUGGCUGUCCCCAACCAGAGUUCCUUAUGAGUGGCUUUUCAACCGAGAGUAGCCUUGGUUCCUGGCUGGCUAACGCCCUUUCUUGCGCGGCUUUU